Salvia miltiorrhiza (redroot sage) is the source of this 4125-nucleotide messenger RNA. Its product is annotated as protein transport protein SEC24 C-like. NCBI's taxonomy places the organism in Eukaryota, Viridiplantae, Streptophyta, Magnoliopsida, Lamiales, Lamiaceae. The transcript has 25 exons. Gene Ontology annotation, biological process: COPII-coated vesicle cargo loading; intracellular protein transport; endoplasmic reticulum to Golgi vesicle-mediated transport. Gene Ontology annotation, cellular component: COPII vesicle coat; endoplasmic reticulum exit site. The record is from RefSeq and is a predicted model, not a curated record. Gene Ontology annotation, molecular function: SNARE binding; zinc ion binding. Bases 413 to 3736 code for a protein of 1107 amino acids.
UUGCAAAAACCGAAAAAAAAAAUGAAAAAAAAGGCAAAAAAGUAAAUGAAAGCUGCCAAUUUCAAUAAUUUUUUUUUAUAACCGUAAUAUGUGAAUUUUGCUUUGAUCCUUCAGAAAUUUACCAAUUUUGCAUUUUCUUUUCUCUCUAUCUAUCAAUCUCGACUUCGAUCCGUAACUAUUAUCUAUCGAUCUCAGCCAAAAACUGUAUGCAAUUUUACGCGCAACAUUAAGUAAGAUCGGAAUCUGGUCGGAAAGCGGUCGGUUCCUCCUGUAACGGACCGGAAUUUCGGCCUCCACCGUUUGAAUUGGAUUGGAUUGGGGAGAGAUUUUUGAAGUUUCACUGUGCUGAGGAUCUGCGGAUAUUUAUAUCUUUUAUCUUUUUGUUACUAGAGAUUUCUGAUUAGUUGAAGUGAUGGCAGCUCCUGGGGGACCUAGGCCAGGGAAUUUCCCCCCGAAUUAUAACCCGAAUUCCAUUGCUAAUAAUAUGCAAAACCUACAAAUUAAUCAGCCUAAUCAGCAGCAACCGAACAAUGUUGGUGGUAGUGCCCCUAGACCUCCUCCGAAUACAACUCCAUUCGGUCAACAGGCUCCGGCUUUUGCUGGUAGCAGACCAGGCCCGCCUCCCCCUGGUGUAUUUCCAAGGGCUCCGGUACCACCCAAUGCUCCUGCUCAAACUACAUUGCCUCCAAAUAUGGGUUCUACUAGACCCACUGGUCCACCACCUGGAUCUCAGCCUCCUCCCUUUGCAUCAAGACCACCACCACCUGGGGCGAUGCCAUCAUCUGUUGGUGGGCCUGUUGCUCCCUCGCCUCCUGCAUUGGGGCCUCGUCCCGGAUCAUACCCGUCUUCCCCUCUGACAUCAGCUCCCUCCACUCCUUCCCAUGCAAGUGCUUCUGGUUCAAUUAGUAAUGGACCGCCUACAUUUGCACCAGGGAUGACACAAGGUGGGUCACCGUUCCCUCCUGCUAUGGGUAGUAUGCCGAGGCCGUUAGGUGGACCUCCACAACCACCAGCUAUGUUAUCAUCUAGGCCUUCUUCUCAGCCGCUGCAAAUGCGCCCUACUUUUGGUGGUCCACCUACUGCUGUAUCAUCUGCCUCUGGGCAACCUGCGCCGCCAUUUUCAGGCCCACCACAUAAUAUGAUGCCUCCUCUGGGUUCAUCGCCAUUUUCAGCACCAAAUACAGGCAUGCAUCAGUCUAUGAGUUCUCCUUAUGGGAUGCAGACAUGGCCAGCACAGCCACAGCAGGUGGCUCCACCUCCUCCUAUUCCUGGGCCUAUGCAGCAGCCUCCACGGAUGUUUGGAAUGCCACCCGGCGGACAAUCACUUCCAAAUCAAUCUAUGGCUCUGAACCAAGCAGGGCAAUCUAAAAUUGAUCCCAACCAGAUUCCCCGCCUUUCUCCUAGUGCUUCUGUAAUUGUUCAUGAGACCCGUCAGGGCAAUCAGGCAAACCCUCCUCCGCCUGCAACAAGUGACUAUAUAGUUAAAGACACUGGAAAUUGCAGUCCACGCUACAUGAGGUGUACUAUCAAUCAGGUUCCGUUGACUGUAGACCUUCUAUCUACAUCUGGAAUGCAGCUAUCUUUAUUGGUCCAGCCUUUAGCUCUCGCACAUCCAUCUGAGGAGCCUAUCCAUGUCGUAGAUUUUGGGGAAAGUGGUCCUGUUCGGUGUUCUCGUUGCAAAGGUUACAUUAAUCCUUUCGUGAAGUUUAUUGACCAAGGAAGACGUUUCAUUUGUAACCUGUGUGGAUUUACGGAUGAAACUCCACGUGACUAUCACUGCAACUUAGGUCCAGAUGGCCGGCGUAGAGAUGCUGACGAAAGGCCUGAGCUAUGCCGAGGAACAGUUGAAUUUGUUGCUUCUAAGGAGUACAUGGUGCGUGAUCCAAUGCCUGCUGUAUUUUUCUUCCUAAUUGAUGUAUCCAUGAAUGCUACACAAACUGGUGCAACUGCAGCGGCGUGCAGUGCCAUCAGACAAGUGAUAGCUGAUCUUCCAAAGGGUCCUCGAACAAUGGUGGGUAUUGCUACGUUUGAUUCCACCAUCCACUUUUACAACCUAAAACGAGCUUCACAGCAGCCAUUGAUGCUCAUUGUUCCUGAUGUUCAAGAUGUCUAUACUCCUCUGGAAAGUGAUGUUAUUGUUCAAUUUUCUGAGUGCCGUGAGCAUUUAGAAAUGUUACUUGACAACAUUCCUUCAAUGUUUGAGAGUAAUAGAAUUGCUGAUUCAGCUCUUGGUGCUGCUGUGAAGGCUGCUUUCCUGGCAAUGAAAAGCACUGGUGGCAAACUUUUAGUUUUCCAGUCAGUUUUGCCGUCAACUGGCCUUGGAUCCCUUUCUGCUCGAGAAGCAGAAGGCAGAAGCAACAUGUCGGCAGGAGAAAAGGAGGCUCACAAAUUGCUUCAGCCUGCUGACAAGACUCUAAAAACUAUGGCAAUAGAACUUGCAGAGUACCAGGUCUGUGUUGACUUGUUCAUUACAUCGCAAAUGUAUGUGGAUAUUGCUUCUCUCUCCGUUAUUCCAAGGACAACUGGAGGCCAGGUAUACUACUAUUAUCCUUUCUCUGCCCGUUCUGAUCCUGCUAAGCUUUACAAUGAUCUUCGGUGGAACGUCACAAGGCCCCAAGGGUUCGAGGCAGUGAUGCGUGUUAGAUGUAGCCAGGGUAUUCAAGUUCAAGAAUAUUCUGGUAACUUCUGUAAGCGCAUACCGACUGAUGUUGAUCUACCUGCGAUUGAUUGUGACAAAACAAUAAUGGUCUCCCUGAAGCAUGAUGAUAAACUACAGGAAGGCUCUGAGUGUGCUUUUCAGUGUGCCCUUCUUUACACUACUGUAUAUGGACAAAGAAGAAUCAGGGUUUCAACAUUGUCCCUGCCUUGCACCAACAUGCUCAGUAACCUAUUCCGCUCUGCUGAUCUAGACACCCAAUUUGCAUGUAUCACAAAACAAGCUGCUAUUGAGAUUCCUUCAGCCCCUCUUGCACAAGUCAGGGAUCAAGCUACUAAUGUUUGCAUCAACAUUUUAUACUCGUACCGGAAGUUCUGUGCUACGGUGUCAUCGGCCGGACAACUUAUUCUGCCUGAGGCGCUUAAAAUGUUGCCUCUCUAUACGCUUGCUCUACUCAAAUGCACUGGAUUACGGCCUGAUGGAAGAAUUGAUGAUAGGUCUGUUUGGAUUAAUUAUGUCUCACCAUUACCUACUCCUUUGGUGAUCCCAUUGGUGUACCCUAGAAUGAUAGCACUUCAUGACCUUAAUGAGAAGGUAUGGAGAUUUAGAGACAUACAUAUCUUUAUUGGUUUUAUGUAUUUCCUCGUCUCAUUUUUCAUGCUGAUUUCUCAGGAGUUAGAUGAUUCCAUUAUCCCCGCUCCGAUUCCACUCUCCAGCGAGCACAUUUCUAUUGAUGGAAUAUAUCUUCUUGAGAAUGGAGUUGAUUGUUUGAUUUAUGUUGGUGAAAAUGUUCAGCCAAAUAUUUUGCAACAGAUGUUUGGCAUUUCAUCAGUUGAAGAGAUUCCUAAUCAGUUCGUUUUGCAGCAAUAUGAGAAUCCCUUGUCAAAGAAGCUGAAUGACAUUGUAAAUGAGAUAAGGCGCCAACGUUGUUCUUACCUACGCUUGCGACUCUGCAAAAAGGGGGAUCCAUCAGGGAUGACGUUCUUCUCGUACCUGGUUGAAGACAAGAUGGCUAAUGGGUUCUCAUACGUCGAAUAUCUGAUACACAUUCACCGGCAGAUUCAAAGUAAAAUGGCUUAAUUAGCUACGGGCAAAAGUUUUUGACACCUCGGAGAAGAACACAUGAGCUGAAGUUGGUGGAAUCUUGAUGUUUGCUGCGCCGCUUCUUGGAGAUCUCGACGAAUACAUCUUUCCUUUUUCAGUGAGGUUUGGAGGUUAUAAUUUUGUUUAGACGAUCAUUACUUUUGAUGGGUUUCUUGAUAAAGGUAAAAGAAAUAGAAAUAAAACUCAAAGGAGUUGGUUUCAGGUUUUGGAUAUAUUCCUAUCUAUAAGCUUUUGCUGCAUUUUUUUUUUGAGAUGUAGAACACGUAAUGUUGUAUAAUUAUUUAGAUUUAGUGAUCGUUGUUGAUCCAACUUGUUGUAAGGCACACCACACCAUUGAUGAAAGUAGGACUUCCAAUUUAUCAAAA